This is a messenger RNA of Caenorhabditis briggsae, 1776 nucleotides long. It is a transcript of the gene Cbr-lin-29, whose product is annotated as Protein CBR-LIN-29. Gene Ontology annotation, biological process: regulation of transcription by RNA polymerase II. Gene Ontology annotation, molecular function: DNA-binding transcription factor activity; RNA polymerase II cis-regulatory region sequence-specific DNA binding. The record is from RefSeq and is a predicted model, not a curated record. The coding region runs from base 1 to 1776 and encodes 591 amino acids. The transcript has 12 exons. Lineage: Eukaryota; Metazoa; Nematoda; Chromadorea; Rhabditida; Rhabditidae.
AUGGUUCUCAAUGAAAGUUGUUUGAAAGAGGAAAUUAUUAAGUUCAACUCAAAAAAAUCUAUUUUUCAGAUCCCCACCGAAGAAGAGAACCUGAACACUGCAAAUAGCCAUACAAUGGAUCAAACCAGUGUUCUCGACUCGGCAUUCAAUUCGCCGGUCGACUCAGGAAUCGGUGGAACUGCUGGCUCUGGCGCCGGAUCUACAACUCAUUUUGGAGUGGGAUCAAAUCUACGCUCCUCAAGCCGUUCUACGGAUGGAACCGACUCAACGGAUGGAGCCAAUUCGGACAAUGUCACAGGAUCCACAGGAUCCACACCAGCUCAUCACUCAAUCACAAAUCUCAACAUGGCGCUCUCGGCUCAACACUCAGACUCGGCUAAUGGUGCUUCGGUAGCUAACCCGUUUCCGCCUUUUAAUCAAGCUGAUCUUCUGAACUUCCACCCAAACUCUCUGCUGCCACAUCACAUGUUCUCGCAAUUCGGAAGAUACCCACAGAGAACAAUUGUGUUCCAUCCGGCCAACAAAUCUCAUUUGUCACUUUCCUCUUCCAAUAAAAAACAGUUGAGGGGCGGAUUCCGGGCAGCGGGUCCUUUCUCUUUCUGUCUCUUUUUCUCUCUUAGUGUCUCUCUACAGAAAUUCGAUCUUAAAUCUCUCUCGUCUCUUAAAUACCUUCGCUCUCCCCCUCGUUUUUCUGUUCCGAUCAAAACAUGCCGAGUGAAUUUUGAUCGAUUCGAACAAAAGCCGGACGUGGGGGUGCUUCAGCAACAGAUGCAGAUGCGAGAAGCGAAACCCUACAAGUGCACGCAGUGCGUUAAGGCUUUCGCAAACUCGUCCUACCUCUCCCAACACAUGCGAAUCCAUUUGGGAAUCAAACCGUUUGGGCCAUGCAAUUAUUGUGGAAAGAAGUUCACACAGCUCUCACAUCUUCAACAACACAUUCGGACGCACACGGGAGAGAAACCGUAUAAAUGCAAGUUCACAGGAUGCGACAAGGCAUUUUCUCAGCUGAGCAAUCUUCAAUCUCACUCCCGAUGUCAUCAAUCUGACAAACCAUUCAAAUGCAACAGUUGUUAUAAAUGCUUUACCGACGAACAAAGUCUCUUGGAUCACAUUCCGAAACACAAGGAAUCCAAGCAUCUAAAGAUUCACAUUUGCCCAUUCUGCGGAAAAUCCUACACCCAGCAGACAUAUCUACAGAAGCACAUGACAAAACACGCAGAUAGGUCCAAGGCCAAUAAUUUUGGGUUUGUUCAAAAAUCAGUUGAUUAUCAGUUUUUGAAUUUUUUUUUCAGAAACGAAGUUGUGCCAGCUGAUCCAUUUGAUCCAUCGCUUCUGGCAUGGAACCCGAUGCAAGGAAUGGGAGACGCUGCUCACGAUGCUUCGAGCUUCAAUAUUAGUUCUCUUACAGACCAGUUUGCUGCCAAUACGAUGAUCGGAUCGCAGGGAGCACCAUACAAUCCAGCAUUCCAGAACAGUGCAUUCAGUCAGUUAUUCAAUAUUCGGAACAAUCGAUACUUGUCAGAAUAUCCAACGAGCACGAAGAAUGGAGAGAGGGCUCCAGGAUUCAAUAUGAUCACUCCACUGGAGAAUAUUCAACGCUACAACGGCAACUCGUCCACCUCCUCCGCGACAGCCGUCGUCACCGCCACUGGAUCAGCCGUUGUCUCAUCGACGCCUUCAUCCACGUCAUCAUCGUCAGCCGCCUCAUCUUCAAGUCAAGGAGGUGUAUUCAAUCCGCAAUCAUUAAUAAACAACAUGAAAAAUCAUUCCUAUUAA